CAGAGCACCUACUCUGUGGGGUGAAUAAGCACAGGUGGGGAAGAGUCGGACAGACCAGGUUUGAGGUCCUAGGCUUUGGCUCUCACCAGCUGUGUGGCGUUGGGCAAAACAGCCUCCUUUUACCCCCUUGUGAGAUGCAGACAAACAUUGAAGAAAGCAGCAGGUGGGGAAGCCUACUGCUGGAGCACCGGCCCAGAGUGACUGCCCAUGAAGUAGGGUCAUUGGAGCUGGCGUCGGGUCUCUGCAGAGCCUGAGAGCAUGUUGGGCCUGGCAGCGGAAGGACGCACUUUCAGAACUCUGGCUUCUGGCAGGGGCUGGGCGUGAAGCAGCAGCAGCUGCGAUCAGCCUCCAGAACCCCGAUCCGCCAGACCUCUGAAAAGGCGGGUUUCGUGGCGCGAACCUGGGUCUCCCCCGUCGAGUGGGCUGGCCACCACAGACCGAGGCGGGCUAACAGGAGGGGGCGGGCAGCUGAACAGGCUGCGGGGCAGAUGGGGUUGGCGUCCGCGUCUCCAGGGUGCAGGCCAGCAGAGGGCAGGCGGAGUCGGGAGAGACCCUGAGGCCUUGGCCCGCUGACCCCAGGCGGGAGCAACGGGCGCUUUCUGACGGGGCGGGGACCGGAGGGGGUGGCGACCGAGUCCCAGCCCGCCCGGAAACGCGCCAGCGGGAACCCAGGCGCGCAGCGCGCACGGACCCGGCACCUGGGACCGCGCCGGCUGGAGCGCAGGUACGCUCCGUCCGCGGGGGCCGUGGGGACGGCGAGGUGGGGGGGACGGCGCGCUCUCGUGGUCGGGCCGGCCCCCAGGCCGCGGGAGCCCCGGAUGCGCUGUGCAGCGCCCUCCCCUGCCAACCGAGCCUCCCUGGGCCCUGCCUGAGCAGGCCUGCCUGGCAAGCUGGGACAUGUCUGGCCCCCGAGGACGGCUGGGGGGCGAUGGCUGCAGUGGAGGAGGGGCUGGAACCCCAGUUGGCUGCUGCAGAAGAUGCUGCAAAAGAUGCUGCAGACACUGUGGAUGCGUGGCCCGCGGCACCUCCUCUCCUGGCUGGGAACCGGCUGAGCCUGGACCUGUACCCUGGGGGCUGCCAGCGGCUGCUGCACCUGUGUGCCCAGCAGACCCCUCAGUUGCUGGAGGUGGAGUUCCUGCAGCUGAGUGGCCACGAGGACCCUCAGCUGCUGGAAGCCACCCUGGCCCGGGUGCCGUGGAGCCUGCCACACCUCCGCUCCCUGGUCCUCAAAGGUGGGCAACGCCGGGAUGCUUUGGGUGCCUGCCUCCGGGGCUCCCUGACCACACUGCCCGCCAUACUGAGUGGCCUAGCACGCUUGGCCCACCUGGAUCUGAGCUUCAACAGCCUAGAGACACUGCCGGCCUGCGUCCCGCGGAUGCGUGGCCUGGGUGCCCUGCUACUCUCUCACAACCACCUCUCAGAGCUGCCUGAGGCCCUGGGGGCCCUUCCCACCCUCACCUUCCUUGCCGUGACCCACAACCGCCUGCAAGCGCUGCCCACAGCACUGGGGGCCCUGUCCACCCUGCAGCGCCUCGAUCUCUCGGAGAACCUCCUGGACAGUGUGCCCCCCGAGAUCGGAGGCCUGAGCAGCCUCGCUGAGCUCAGUCUGGCCUCCAACCGGCUGCAGAGCCUCCCGGAUUCCCUUGCGGGGCUGCGCUCCUUGCGCCUCCUUGUUCUGCAUAGCAACCUUCUGGCCUCUGUGCCCGCCGGCCUGGCCCGCCUCCCACUGCUCACCCGGCUGGACCUGAGGGACAACCAGCUUCGGGACGUGCCCCCAGAGCUGCUGGACGCCCCCUUUGUGCGCCUGCAGGGGAACCCUCUGGGCAAGGCCCUGCCAGACUCCCACAGUCCCCCAGGGACACCCAUGGUCCCAGAAAUGCCCAGACUGUUCCUGACCUCAGAUUUGGACAGCUUCCCCGUGACCCCCCAAGGCUGCUCUGUGACCCUGGCCUGCGGUGUCCGCCUGCAGUUUCCUGCUGGUGCCACUACUACCUCUGUCACCAUCCGCUAUCGACAGUGGCAGCCGGAGCCGCGCCUCGUCCCCCUGGGUCCCCAUGACUCCUUGCUCAGUGGUGUCUUGGAACUGCAGCCCCAUGGGGUGGCCUUCCAGCAGGAGGUAGGCCUGUGGCUGCUCUUCGUGCCCCCACGGUCCCGGCGUUGCCGUGAGGUGGUGGUGAGGACUCUGAGUGACGACAGCUGGAGUGACCUGGAGACCCACCUGGAGGAAGAGGCGCCGAAGCGGCUCUGGGCUCACUGCCAGGUACCCCACUUCUCAUGGUUCCUUGUGGUUUCACGCCCUGUGUCCAACGCUUGCCUGGUGCCACCAGAGGGGACAUUGCUGUUCUCCUCGGGGCAUCCUGGGGUCAAGGUCACAUUUCCCCCUGGAGCCACAGAGGAGCCUCGUCACGUCCGCAUGCAAGUGGUGCGCAUGGCGGCCAGGGAGCUGCAGGCCCUGUUGCAGGAGCCGGAGGCAGCUGUGAGCCCCCUGCUGUGCCUCUCCCAGAGUGGCCCUUCCAGCUUCCUCCAGCCAAUCACCGUGCAGCUGCCUCUGCCCCCUGGCAUCACAGGCCUGAGCCUGGACCGCUCCCGCCUGCACCUGCUGUACCGUGCCCCUCCUGCAGCCACCUGGGAUGACAUCACGGCUCAGGUGGCACUCGAGCUCACCCACCUGUAUGCUCGCUUCCAGGUCACACACUUCUCCUGGUACUGGCUGUGGUACACCACCAAGGCCUGUGUGGGGCACCUGGCGGGCAAGGCCUGGCGGCGGCUGCGUCUCCACCAUGUCAACCUCAUCGCACUGCAGAGACGCCGGGAUCCCGAGCAGAUCCUACUGCAGUGCCUGCCGCGCAGCAAGGUGGAUGCCACAUUGCGACGCCUGCUGGAACGGUACCGCGGCCCCGAGCCCUCCGACACGGUGGAGAUGUUUGAGGGCGAGAGAUUCUUUGCUGCCUUCGAGAGGGGCAUCGACGUGGAUGCCGACCGCCCCGACUGCGUGGAGGGCAGAGUGUGCUUCGUGUUCUACUCACACCUGAAGAACGUGAAGGAGGUGUAUGUGACCACCACCCUAGACCGGCAGGCCCAGGCCGUGCGGGGCCAGGUGUCCUUUUAUCGGGGAGCAGUGCCUGGCGAGGUGCCUGAGGAGGUGCCAGCCGCCCGGCACAGGAAGGGUGUGGAUGCCCUGUGGAUGGCCACUCUGCCCAUCAAGUUGCCGAAACUGCCCCGCUCUGAGGGGCUGGGCCACAGGGCUAACCUCUCCCUGGCACCUCUGAACCUGGGUGAUGCUGACACCGGCUUCCUGACCCAGAGCAACCUGCUGAGUGUGGCCGGGCGCCUGGGCCCAGACUGGCCGACGGUGGCCCUGCACCUGGGCGUGUCCUACCAGGAGCUGCAGCGCAUCCGGCAUGAGUUCCGGGAUGACCUGGAUGGGCAGAUCCGACAUAUGCUCUUCUCUUGGGCUGAACGCCAGGCUGGGCAGCCAGGGGCUGUGGGGCUCCUCAUGCAGGCCCUGGAGCAGAGCGACCGGCGUGACGUGGCCGAAGAGGUGCGGGCUGUCUUGGAGCUCGGCCGCCAUAAGUACCAGGAUGGCAUCCGGCGCACAAGCCUGGCCCCUGGGGGCCUUGCCCCGACUGGCCCUUCAGCAUCAAAGUCCCCAGAGCCUGUCCAGGCCUAGACCCUGCCAACCUUGGGCUGGCCCCUGGUGUGCCCUGGCUGGGGCACAGAGGCCCCCAUUUUCAAGCCUUCCCUGUGUGUAACAAACAUGCAGUGUGCUGGUUGCUGUCUCAGAGCUCAGUUUGGUUUGUU
Rhinolophus ferrumequinum (greater horseshoe bat) is the source of this 3801-nucleotide messenger RNA. It is a transcript of the gene PIDD1, whose product is annotated as p53-induced death domain protein 1. The record is from RefSeq and is a predicted model, not a curated record. Bases 929 to 3670 code for a protein of 913 amino acids. The transcript is spliced from 16 exons. Lineage: Eukaryota; Metazoa; Chordata; Mammalia; Chiroptera; Rhinolophidae. Gene Ontology annotation, molecular function: protein binding. Gene Ontology annotation, biological process: DNA damage response; signal transduction; apoptotic process.